AUUGGUCGCCAGGCGUUCUCCCUCCUGAUUGGUUGACAAAGCUGCUUAUUGGUGGCAGAGCUGUCUUCUAAUAGUAUUUAAUUUCGUAGAUAUUUUUCAAGAAAAUGAAUAAUCUUGUUUAAUAGAAUGAGUCUUGUGUGUUCAUGAAGUGGGAUCAAGGUUUCCUCUCCAAUACUGAUGUCUUAUCAUUAACCAACUGUGUGCAAUACAUAGGCAGUCAUGAGGCCAGGGAGCUUACAUCGUGCAUGCGGAUGGCGCAUUGCACGGAGCCUGAUCACGGCUGUGUGGCAACUCUCAAUCAUAGAAGUCGAUGAAAGGAACCAUCUCAUUAGUGUGCUAAAGUGGUUCAUCGAGCAGUAUGGAGAAGUUCUUUUCUCACGUUUGAUGCAGGACCAGCUCUACAAGAACCUCAUCUCGGGUCUGAGGAGUCGCCAUAACCCACCCAUCUAUCUGACCACCAUGCUUGUGCUUUGCCCAAAGGUCACCAUUGACCAGAUUGCAGUGAUUGAGGACCAUAAUGGCCUUCCGCCCCCUGUCGCAGGCACAGGGCUGGAUAUCACCUCAGAAGAAUGCCGAGCUAUCCUGGACGUCCUCUCUGACUUACGGCAGGGCUGGAAUGGCACCAAGAGCCUUCCAUUUGCUCGCCAAAAUGGGGAGAGCUACCACCUGCCUACCAAGACGCUGGUUCUUGAGGGGGUUUACUUCCAUGACCCUGACUUCCUGCCCUUGCUCUUCAGGGAAAUGCCGGACCUAAGGCACAUUGAGCUCCAGUAUAAUGGAACCCCUUCAGUGCUCCUGGCUCUGAGUGCACACUGCCCUAAGUUGGAGUCACUGUGCUUUCUGGAGCCACGCAUGGAGGUCACAGUGCUGGAAAAGGAUAUCUGGCCCAUCCUCUUUGGGAUUCCUCCACCAUCUGAUCCUAGAAAUCCCUCGGGAAUCCUCACCCGCUUUACCCAAGAGAAGGAUUUCCGUGACAAGUUUGUGUUGCAGUUCCCCAACUUGAAAAAGCUGGAUCUAGAUGAAUUAUACUUCGAGGAGGAGGUGUUGCAUGAUGUGUACAUCUUGGCUCUGGUGUUGCAGCCACAGCUCUCUAGUUUUGGAAAGCACACAGGCCUCACCAGAAGGAUCCUGUCUAAGUUUCGCCAGCUCUGGAAUGUCAAGAACAACAGAUCAGACAGCCAUAUAGAUCUAUAUUUAUCUAAAGCGAAGUUUGUUGAUAGCGUUUGUGAUGUUCCAAAUGAUGCUGAGCUUGAAUUGAGAUAUCUAGAAGAGAUUGUGCCAAUGUUUAAGAUGCUAAAGUCAGUUGAGCUGCAGAAGGGUUACUGGACUGAGAGUGAAGUGGCCCGGUUUUGUCGCAUCUUUGCUGACCGUGUGGAUGCCUUCUCCCUCAGUGACUUGCCCAUCAAUGAGAUAUCGUGUCUGAGCUCAGUCACACACCUACGCCUGACAUUCAUGCGGCAGUACUCCUUUGAACAGGUCCACUUCAUCCUGGAUCACUGCCCCAACCUGCAAACCCUUAGCAUCCACCCAGUGUUCCAGGAGCACCCACAUGUGGGCUGGGAGGGUGCUAUGCCUCUGCAUCGUUUUGGCCAGAUGAUGGAUGAGGAUAGGCAGAUCCUGGAGAACCUCCUCAUAGAUGAGCUUGUGGAGGAGAUGGAGGACCUGCAGGUGUUCCUGGGAGAGGGAGGGGAUGAGCAGGCAGGAGGGAAUGUACUUAGGGCACCUAACUUCCCUGGGGCAAUGGGUGAGGGAGCCCAGCUUCCCCCUGCCGGACAUAGACCCCCUGCACCCUUACAUGAACGGUUGUCCAAGUCUAAGUACACAGUGCAUCAGAAGUUGAUAACUCUACGGAUAGCAUCAUUGUUUGAAGCCACCAAAGAGCCCUCUGAGGCCUUCUUGUCAAGCCUUCUGGAGCGUCUACCCAAUCUCCGCAACCUGUGCUUGGGCAUGUGGAUGGGGGCUCUGAGUCACCGACGCAACCACCUAACCUGCACUGGAAAUGCACUUGUCAACGUUGUCACCAGUUCACAGAAUAGCAAGCCCUUAUUAGCUAAUUUGGAACAGCUGUGCUGCCUGCCUUCUGGCACAGAGCAGACGAUGUGCCUGUCUCUUGCACGGCUGGCAGAUGCCCUGCCUUCCUUGCGGACGCUUGUGGUGCCCGCCCUCGACACCUUCCUCCUCACACCCACUCUGAGGUUCUUCCAGCACACCAGCAUUGACAUCCAGCAUAAGUGUGCCACUGACCAGGUCUUCUCGCACUGGGAGCCAGAGCAUUAGUGAGUCAUGAGGAAGGGGGCUGUGGAUUUUUUUUUCUUUUUUUUUUCUCUUAUCUCUUCACUAUGUGUUUGGGUAAUUUGUCAGUAGAUGGCUACAUGUAUUUGCUUUUUUUUGAACUAGUCACCAUUUUUAUUAUUUCUACAUUUAGAUAUUUGUAAGGUGAAAUUUUCAGCAUUUGUUUUUGGUUGAUGUUCAGAACCUCAUUUUAGGCAAUGAGAUUAUAUACAUAUCCAUUUUCUACCUUUUUUCAUAUGUCUUUAGAUUUACUUCAUGCAAUGAUAGAAUACAUUGUAGUGCUACUUAAAAUUCAAAAGUACAUUAUGUACACUCAUUUGUUCUUCUAUUAUUGCCUGUAAUUUUUUUAAUGAACGGAGUGAUUUUUUUUUCUUUAAGGUAUAUUAUUCAAAGGUUAUUCUGCUUUGUUAUCUUCUGCCAUCUUCAUGUACAUGUAAAAAGAAAACACACACAAACACACAUAAACACACACAAACACAAACACAAACACAAACACAAACACAAACACAAACACACACACACACACACACACACACACACA
Messenger RNA from Penaeus chinensis, 2833 nucleotides. RefSeq lists its product as uncharacterized. The record is from RefSeq and is a predicted model, not a curated record. Bases 220 to 2277 code for a protein of 685 amino acids. The transcript is spliced from 7 exons. Lineage: Eukaryota; Metazoa; Arthropoda; Malacostraca; Decapoda; Penaeidae.